AUGCAACUUAGGGUGGAGAAUAAAAAGGUUGAGGAGAGGAAGCAUGGGGAUUGCAUUUCAUAUUUUGUGCAUAUUCUUCAUCUAACAUGUAAAUUUCUCGAUCAUACGGUCGUACCAGAGAGUGCAUACCCUGCUGUAAAGAAAGACAUAACAGGAGGGGGUUCAACUGAGAGAGAUGCAUUGUAUGCACAAAUUGAAACAGGGAAACGGUUGGCCCUAAUUAAAGCAUGGGAGGAAAGUGAGAAAACAAAAGCAGAGAACAAGGCAUAUAGAAGAAUGUCAACAGUAGAAUUGUGGGAAGACAGCAAGAGAACUUCUGUGGAGGCAGAACUCAAAAAAAUUGAGCAAUGCCCCAGGGUGGAGGAGACAGCUGCAAAGUUUUGUUCUCCCGGAAUUACACUAAAGAAAUUGCUACUUGGGUGCUUCAUCAGCCAGCAUUCUGCAAUUAUGUAAUUAACCAUAAAAAAUAAGGGAGAGGCUUGUUUUCCACUUUGGUUUGAGCUUUUUAUUUCUAAUGCAACAUUUAUAAAAAUAAAAUAAAAAACAA
This is a messenger RNA of Prunus dulcis (almond), 547 nucleotides long. Its product is annotated as remorin 1.4-like. The transcript has 5 exons. The record is from RefSeq and is a predicted model, not a curated record. Lineage: Eukaryota; Viridiplantae; Streptophyta; Magnoliopsida; Rosales; Rosaceae. The coding region runs from base 1 to 453 and encodes 150 amino acids.